UUCAUCUUUGGGCAGCUCCAUCGCCAUGGUGACUAGUGGCCGCACGGCGCACUGUUCCAUCCUCAAUGACCAACGGCGUCGCCGCUGCCGCACGUCAUCAAGGUUCCAGCAACGGUGAACAUCGGCGGCGCCACCGCCGCACGCCCUGCUGGAUCCAUCCGCCUGGCCGUGCAGCGGAAACUCUCAUGGAUGUGCGUGAUGGAUCCAUGCAUGGUGGCUCUACACGGACUGCACCCACAGCUAGCGACGACGAUGCCUAUGCGGACAGCACCCCGGCAGCGGCAUCCUCCUCGGCAACGAUGGCUAUACAGCACGGCAGCACCACUCCUUCCCCCGACGGCUUCAUCGCCCGACGCAACCUUAGACGUCGGCGGUGCAGGCUUCCACCAUGUGACCCGGCAGCACGGCUCGCCCUUGCCGGUGCCCCCAAGGACGACGCAGUCGGUCUCGCCGGAUAGUUGGAUGACGGCCUUGGCGAUAGACUGCCUGCAUUGCACAGAUGUCGGUUCGAAUGGUGCCCCUCGGCACUCGGCAGUGACCUAGCAACGUGGUGUCGCUUUCCUCCUGCACGAUGGCAUGGCGGCAAGCCCCUUCCAUGAUGCAGCGCGACUUAUUUGAUUAGAUUUUUAUUGGAUUUAUUUGUACAAAUACAGAAGAAUUUGUUUGAUUACAUCCAAAAGUUCAUGUGUGAUGUAUUACCGAUAAACGACGACAUGUUAG
Molecule: messenger RNA, 720 nt
Organism: Sorghum bicolor (sorghum)
Lineage: Eukaryota; Viridiplantae; Streptophyta; Magnoliopsida; Poales; Poaceae
Exons: 2
Coding region: 66-458 (130 amino acids)
Source: RefSeq, a predicted model, not a curated record